AUGCAACUACUUCUGCUUUUCGGAGUCCUCGUUGGGGCUGCUGCGAGCCUGAAAACCUUUGUUGGUGACCAGGUUCUGCGGGUGGAACCAUGCACUGAAGAACAGGUCCGCCUACUGAAGGAACUGGAAGCUCUGGAGCCUCUUCAGCUUGAUUUUUGGCGGUUCCCUUCAUCCGUAAACGAACCUGUGGAUGUCCAGGUGCCCUUUAUCUGUCUUCAAGAAGUCAAAGUCUUUCUGGAGUCCCAUCAGAUCAAGUACAGCAUCCUGAUAGAAGAAGUCCAGGCCUUGGUGGAUAAAGAAACCCGAGAAAUGGACCUCAAUCGGCAAAAGAAGCAGAGCAGUUUCAACUACGGAGCCUAUCACUCCCUGGACGCUAUUUACGCCGCGAUGGAUGAGAUUGUGGCAGGGCAUCCCCAGCUUGUGAGCAAAAUCCAGAUCGGAGAGUCUUAUGAAAAACGGCCCCUGUACAUCCUGAAGUUUAGCACCGGAGGAAGGAACCGUUCCGCGGUCUGGAUCGACGCGGGCAUCCACGCCCGAGAGUGGGUCACCCAAGCUGUCGCCCUGUGGACCGCAAACAAGAUCGCCUCCGACUAUGGGAAGGACGCAUCACUAACCUCCCUGCUGGGUGCAAUGGACGUUUUCCUGCAUGUCGUAGCAAAUCCAGAUGGAUAUGAAUUUUCGCAGACUAAAAACCGUAUGUGGCGGAAGACCCGCUCCAAGAGUCCCGGCAGCCCUUGCGUCGGUGUUGAUCCGAACCGGAACUGGGAUGCGGGAUUUGGAGGUCCCGGGGCCAGCAACAACCCCUGCUCCGACUCUUACCACGGCCCCGGCCCCAACUCCGAAGCAGAGGUGAGAGCCAUUGUGGAUUUCGUUGUCCGCCACGGAAACGUCGCGGGCUUCAUCAGCAUCCACAGCUACUCGCAACUCCUGAUGUAUCCCUACGGCUACACCUGCGCUGAGGCCAAAGAUCGCAAAGAGCUGGAUGAGGUGGCGAGCGCUGCAGCCAAUGCACUGAGCACCCUGUAUGGCACCAGAUACAGGAUUGGGGCCAUUUGCUCAGUCAUCUACCAAGCUAGCGGCGGCAGCAUCGACUGGUCGUACGACCACGGCAUCAAGUACUCCUUCGCCUUUGAGCUGAGGGACACGGGCAGGUACGGCUUCCUCUUGCCCGCCGCUCAGAUCAUCCCGACGGCCCAGGAGACCUGGCUGGGGCUGAAGACCAUCCUGGAGCACGUGCGGACCCACCCCUACUGA
Varanus komodoensis (Komodo dragon) is the source of this 1254-nucleotide messenger RNA. RefSeq names its product carboxypeptidase A2-like. Lineage: Eukaryota; Metazoa; Chordata; Lepidosauria; Squamata; Varanidae. The record is from RefSeq and is a predicted model, not a curated record. Gene Ontology annotation, molecular function: metallocarboxypeptidase activity; zinc ion binding. Gene Ontology annotation, biological process: proteolysis. The coding region runs from base 1 to 1254 and encodes 417 amino acids. The transcript has 11 exons.